This is a messenger RNA of Nematostella vectensis (starlet sea anemone), 3792 nucleotides long. Its product is annotated as P2X receptor E. Bases 610 to 1803 code for a protein of 397 amino acids. The record is from RefSeq and is a predicted model, not a curated record. The transcript has 7 exons. Lineage: Eukaryota; Metazoa; Cnidaria; Anthozoa; Actiniaria; Edwardsiidae.
ACCUAAUAGUGCGAAUGUGGGAGCGAGAGAGCGGAGAAAAUCGAUUUGAACAUUUGAAGCGAAGAACUAGUUCGCUUUCGAUAUUUUUGAUAUACAAAAAUGACAUUACGGAAACGGAGGAGGACUAAAGUAAGGAAGAUGGAAAUAAGAAAAAUUGUUAUUUUUCGCUUGUUUUCGGUUUUCGAUCUGCUUAACAACUCCGAUUGUUAUACAAAAAAACUUCGUCUUUGUUUUGAUGUCGGCGAAUAAUGUUUUUACAAAAGAAAAGACAAGGACCUGAGGUCUGUAAAAUUUGAUCGGAAUGGCUUCGCGGGCUUCCUGUGGUAAAUACCAAGUCGUUCUCAGCUCCUCGGACUGGGCGCUCGGCGCAUCUCCACAGGACCCCCGAGCUACCUUGUUUCUUUUCUGGUGUUUCCUGUGCAAAAGCGACGAUGCCUGCGGCUUUGCGGAGGAGUAGAAUAAAUCCUUACAGCGAAUGAAGUAACAGCAGUUCCCCUGAUUUUUUAAAGAGUUUCCCCGUUCUUAUUUCUUCUUAUUGCACUGAUUAACCGGAAAUCGGGCCUUGCGCUUGUCCGCUGAACUCAGGGUCGCUUCCUUCUUGUGAAAACAAUGUCAUUGCUACACUAUAUAACCUACAAACUUGUAGUUAUAAGAGAUAAACGGCUGGGAACGAUUUAUUACACCUUUGUAGCGGCUAUUAUCCUCUUCACACUUGUUGAAAUAUUCGUAUUCAAGGGAUAUUUAGAGUAUGACACCUCGCCAGAAGGGACUAUGCGCAUUCUUGUCUCUGACCCCAAGGAUGAUAAUGACAACCAUCCAGUAAUUAAAACUCAUGUACCGUCAUAUUGCUGCAAAGGUAAUGCCAAUAGAACUUGCAGUUUGUGUGAGUACAUUGAUGCCCAAGAGCUCUCAUGGCCAAUAGAAUCUCACACUAUCAACUUGAUGACAUUUGGCAAGGACAGAUGGCAAGUCAAGCAAAGAAAUGACUCAUUUCUUAAACAGGAGUUUGUUAAUAUAAGAGAAAAGAAGUACUUCACGGUUAACCCUGAGGAGGUAAUGAUAAAAGUUGAGCACUCCAUUGUGGCCACAAGGUUCACAAGGAAAAGUGGAAAAGAACAAGUGGCAGCAAGUCAACGGAGCAUGAAGGGGUAUCUUUAUGAUGCACAGGGCAAAAUAAUCCAAAGCAUACCGGCUACCAAUUUCAAAAAGCCUGGUCUUGGCCAGGCAGACAAGCUUACGGUACAAGAACUUCUCAAUGCGGCAGGGAUUGACAGUCUAGAGCAGCCUUCAGAUGCCUUGAAUGCUAAGGGAAAGUCAUUCAGGCGCCACGGGAUGGUACUGCAUGUUGGGAUUUGUUAUCAUAACACAGAGACAACGUUGAUAGGAACUGGGAAUAUCGAGUACUCAUAUCACGUGCGUCGCAUACCAUACGCAGAUUACCGCAUCAACCAAGUGAUUCCUAUCAUCGGCGCGGAUGAUUUUUCUUUCACUGACGAUAAAACAUUGACAAGGCCAGAAAAAAGGUUGUUUAGAAAGCGCUACGGAAUCAAGAUAGAAUUUCAUCAAAGUGGCAAACUAGGUCGUUUUUCUUUGCCUGCAUUACUCUUGAAGCUGGUGUCUGGAGUGGGCCUGCUCACCCUCACCGCCACCAUAGUGGACACAGCCGCCCUCUACCUGCUGCCCGAUAGGUUCCAAUACAGGGAAUUUGUCUACGAAGAAUCCCCGGUAAUAGACAAGAGGCGUUGUAAAGGUGGAGAGCAGAGAUCAGAUGAAACAGCCACUAAGAGCAAGAAAGAAAGCUGAAUGGGCUCGAUCCAUUUUGAGGUUUUAAAUGUGGGUGUAUUAAAAUAUCUUCACUUAUUACACCAAGGCUACGGUCAAGCGGACUAUAUCCUACCCUGGGUACCAGAGGCCCCAAGCUUCGCGGCGAAAACGAUUUGAGCAAAGCGAACGAGCUCGUUCCCCGAGCUCAAAAUGUUUUCACCGCAAAGCUUGGAGCCUAUGGUACCCAGGGUACAUCAAGUCGAUUGUUUCAUCUUAAUUCCUAUAAAUAUCAAUGGUUUUGUGAUAAUAUAAAAUCUAGUAAUGAUUUUCUUAUUCAGAGAGCUCCUAUAGUAUUGACAAUAAUAGAAUAAGACUUUUUUAUAUAAAAAAUGUUUUAUAAUUUUUAUAGAGAAAUAAUUAGGAAAUAAUUUAGAAUAAAAUCCAGUUGUUAUCAGACUGUUAAUUGAAUUCUUCAGGCCCUUCCUGUCUUGCCUUCAAGCAUUUUAAAUUUUUAUAAGUUCAUCACUCAAUUUUUUCAAGCACUACCUUUUCUAGAAAACUUUUAGAGUAGUAAUUUGACCAUCUAAAACAUUACCAUUAUUAGUAAUUGGCAUUUCACUCUCCUUUAUGCUGGACAAAGAAGAAAAUAUUGUCCUUUUUUUUUUUUCUUUCAACAACCAUUCACAGUAGUUUCACACCUUGUUUUUUUCCAGAAUUAAUAAAUAUAUAUUUCCUAUCACUGAGUCUAAAUAUUUAUAUAUUCUUAGCAUCUACCCAUCGCUGCACCGGACCAUCAAACUACCAUUGUUUUCCGGAAGUGUUAUUGAUCUUUUUCACAUCAAUUCCAUAAAACGUCUGAGCCUCUAUUUCCUCCAUAUUUUGAAUGGGUGAUGCCAUACAUGACAAGAGUAUUAAAAUCUGGUAUGAUAAGAAGAGUGGCACCAAUUGAAAUGUAGAUGGAUAGAAAUAUACACUUUCAAAGGACAAAACCUUAAGCUUACAAAACAAUAUUUCCUGUCAUACCUGAUCAAAAUUUCAAUGACAGACUGAAAGAGCUGAAAUAAAAACUGAAAUCACUGCCACGGUUUUAAAAUUACACAUAAACAGGAAACCUGACAAGCUUACUAUAAGCAAAUUUCCUUAACAUGAAACACUAUGCAACUUCCUUUUAAACUAACUAUGUAGUUAACAUUUUCUUGCUACACCAUAUCCACUCCAUCUUUAGGUCCUGGAGGCUUGUUUUUUUAAAAUAAAGCUAAAAGUAAGAAAACAUAUUAGUAAAAAGAAUUAAGUUACUGUAGAGACUACAAGUCAACAAGCAGAAUUUCAAGACUGCUGCACCCUGGCUAGUAAUGAAUGGAAAAAAGAGGGUGAAAUACUAUAUGAAAUAAAACGUUGUCGAGGUGAUUUAAAUUCAAAUUAUAGAAGAAAAAAGCACCUAUCCAUAUUAUUCAAAUCAAGCGUUAUCCCUUUUCCAGCUGCAACAUAAACAAUAGUUUAAGCUUAAGCAUUAUUUUAAUUUGCAAUGUGACACACAUGCUGAGCAAUAUAUGCUCAAUCUCAUGAUAAAAAAAAAUAUCAACUGGCAAUGAAACAUGUUUUUAUCACAACUUAGAGGAGAUUCAUGAGAGUCCAAACUGUAAAUCCUUUAUACAUGAUUAUAACCAUAUAGUAAGAAAAGUAUUUUCAUUUUGGAUUUUGACUCAUGUGGGUCAUUUUCCAUGUGAAUUUAGUGUAUCCAAAGAGAUUUGCAAAGAAAAAGACAUAAUAACAAAAAAACAACAUGAAAUGGAAACCCAAUAGUUUUAAAUACCACUUUAGCAAAAAUAAGAAGAAGUAAAAAUUAUUGUAAAAUGGAUGCUUUAUAGUGUAUCAUAAAACAGAAUAUUUCAUCACCUUGCAUUAUUAAUAUACCAGCCCUGAACUUCCUGGAUUUUACUCUAUAUAUGGGUUUGCCAUUUGCAUUUUGUAACUGUAUAAGUCACAAGUCAUUUGAAAAAAUAAAAAUAAAAAAUGUUUUUUUUUAAA